Molecule: messenger RNA, 1890 nt
Organism: Seminavis robusta
Lineage: Eukaryota; Bacillariophyta; Bacillariophyceae; Naviculales; Naviculaceae
Source: the annotation of a GenBank genome assembly
AUGGAAGUAAAUCACGAGACAAACGCAUCGAGCCAUGUGGACGAGGAUGCCGACGCAGUGGAGGCAGUGAUGAAGGAUCGCAGCCUGCUGGAAGCAAAACAACGAGCGUACGACGAGCACCAUCAGCAUCAGAAUCAGAUAAUCGAAGCGGAAGCAUCAGAUGCUUCUGAUGCGGAAAGCUUCUUAGAAGACCUCCUGGCAUUCAAUCAAGGAACGACGGACGACAAAGCAUCAGCUACGGACAAGGCCAAUGGCGAAAAAAUGGUUGGGAAUGCCUACCAAAAGACUGCUGUUAUCCCACUACCUGGUGCUGUUUCAGUAGCCUCCGGCAAAGAAGGAUGGGGCGGUGAUGGAGGGAAGAAUCUCCCCAAUAUCACCAAGAAAGAAACUGAUAAAAGCAACAACGAAAGCAGCGGAGGUGCUCUGACCAGAAAUGGGGCCCAAGAAGCCACAGCUGAAACCACUCCAAAACCACCUGCGCCAGAGGAGCUCCAACGUCGUCCAAACGUCGUUGCCAACAGCAGGCCCGGAGCAUAUAGUUACACCCCCGAUCAGGGUCUGCAACGAUCUUCAACCCUUACUGUUGCAAUGGGCGCUGGUCCUCCUGAACCUCCUGAAGAGGAGAUCGAAGCAGGACACGCUGGUAGCGGUACCGACGCGGUCCAGGCUGGUACACGUAGCAGGGAUAACUUUGAACCAAACAAUGGCGAACCAAACAACAACUUAGUUGAGGCUACACCGGUCACCGAAGACGACCAACUCCCCGCUGGCAAUUUGGGAGCUGCCAGGCAAGUGGACCUGGAAGAAGAAAGGCACAAGGCUGAGGCACGGAAACAAGAACAGAAGAAGUUCUUCAUAGGAGUGGCACUCUUGGUACUUCUUGAGAUAGGAUUGUUGUCCAACAGCCUCAAAUCCAUUUACCUAUAUGAAAAUCCCUUGUCUGGGGCUUUCCCGAGUGAGCUUGGGCUUUUAACUUCCAUGACACAAAUGGACAUUACAUAUACCCAUAUCUCUUCUACGAUUCCCAGUGAACUCUUUUUGAUGACCAACAUGGAAAGUUUGUAUCUGGCCCACAACUAUCUGGUGGGGACCAUACCUCCUGAAAUUGGCUUGAUGACGAAAAUGGCAGCUUUUUGGAUUAAUAACAACACCCUCACUGGCUCAAUUCCAAGCCAGUUUGGCAUGCUCACUGACAUGAGUUCUGUUGGGCUUCACCAAAACUCCUUAUCUGGCAGUUUGCCCAGUGAGCUUGGAAGACUGACAAAUGUGAAUCAAAUGUCCUUGAGGCAAAACAGGUUCUCCGGAUUGAUGCCUUUGGCAUUGUGCCCGUGGGACUGCCAGGAAAAGAUUUCUCCUUUUCCAGCUGAAGGAUUCUUGGGGAGAGAAACUGCUGUCUCUUCAGAUGACUGCAAUUGCACAGUGGGAGAAGCCUUUCCAUUGCCCAACGCCACCAAUGAAGUCACCAUCAAUGUUCAAUUUGAUGGAUGGCCUGAGGAAACAUCUUUUUCAUUCAAAGAGUUGGAUGGCAAGCAAAAUUGGGUGCCAAAAUUAUCUGUGACUGGCUCUACAGAUGACUCUUGGAAUUUGGUCAGCUACAAGGAGAAAUCCUUGACCUCCAACACCUUGUUUCACUUUUAUAUCUCUGAUAUAUGGGCUGAUGGCAUUUGUUGUGGUGGAGGAGUUUCCAUAACCAAUGGUACAAAACCUGUUGAACUCAUUGGCACAGCCUAUGAAGAGUAUCAGGGCACCAUAGUUUGGAGCGCCCAGGGGUAUGAUGAAUUUGAAGCUUCAGCAGAGGUUUAUCUUUGGGUGGAUUCCAAUGGCCAUGUUGCAGUCGUGACCGAAGAGGAAGGCAAGAACCUCACUGCCACUAUCGCCCACGGUGGGUAG